AUGGAGCAAAUAAAGCCACUGAAUUUAUCAGUAUUAGAAAUGAGUGAGGAACGGAAUGUACCAAUAGGUUUGUCAAGGAGAGAAAUAAGAGGACGGAUGUGGUUGUCAUUAGUCAAUGAAGCGAGUAGAAGAUACAGAGAAUUAAUGAAUUCAAUAAACGAAGACGAGAUGAUUGGGAGAAGCUGA
Molecule: messenger RNA, 186 nt
Organism: Loa loa (African eye worm)
Lineage: Eukaryota; Metazoa; Nematoda; Chromadorea; Rhabditida; Onchocercidae
Exons: 1
Coding region: 1-186 (61 amino acids)
Source: RefSeq, a predicted model, not a curated record